Molecule: messenger RNA, 2014 nt
Organism: Drosophila biarmipes
Lineage: Eukaryota; Metazoa; Arthropoda; Insecta; Diptera; Drosophilidae
Product: myrosinase 1
Exons: 4
Coding region: 177-1817 (546 amino acids)
Biological process (GO): carbohydrate metabolic process
Molecular function (GO): beta-glucosidase activity
Source: RefSeq, a predicted model, not a curated record
UUUCGCGCUCGACCCAACACGCUCGCGAAUCGGCAACGCUGCCCAGCAAGGCUCGCGAAAAGUUCAACAAUCAACGAAGAAGUUUCAGGCAAAAAACUCUCGGGUUUGCUGCCAAAAGUUUUCGUUCGGCCCAAAUUAGUUUCGCGUUUAAGGAUACACAAAACCAAAAAUAAAACAUGUUUAAAUGUAUACUGCCCGUGUUUUUGCUGAUUGCCUCCUGCCUCGGCAGUCCGGUGAGCCAGACGCGCCGCUUCCCCAACGACUUUCUUUGGGGCGUCGGCUCGUCUUCCUACCAGAUCGAGGGGGGCUGGAACGCGGACGACAAAGGGGAGUCCAUCUGGGACUUCCUCACCCACACACAUCCCGAGAAGAUAGCCGAUCAGUCAAACGGCGAUAUCUCCGCGGACAGCUAUCAUCAGUGGAAGCGGGAUGUCCAAAUGGUGAAGGAGCUGCAUGCCGGCACAUAUCGCUUUUCCUUGUCCUGGGCCCGCAUAAUGCCCGGCGGCUAUAUGAAUCACGUGAGCACGGCGGGCAUCAAGUACUACUCCAACCUGAUCGACGAGCUGCUCCGCUACAACAUAACUCCCAUGGUGACGAUCUACCACUGGGAGCUGCCGCAAAAGAUCCAAGAGAUGGGCGGCUGGACCAACCCGGAGAUCAUACCCCUCUUCAAGGAUUACGCCCGCCUGGUGCUGGAAAUGUACGGCGACAGGGUGAAAUUAUGGACCACCAUCAACGAGCCGUGGCAUGUGUGCGAGCACGCCUAUGGCGUGGACUACAUGGCCCCCUCGUACAAUAACCCCGGCAUUCCCGCCUAUCUGUGUGGCCACAACUUGCUGAAGGCCCACGCCGAGGUGGUGCACAUGUACCGGGAGCUCUUCCAGUCGCGACAGGGCGGUCGCAUCGGCAUCACCCUGGACACAUCCUGGCCCGAGCCCAAGGACCCCAACUCCGCGGAGGAUCGCGAGGCCUCCGAGCGAGCCAUGCAGUUCUAUGUGGGAUGGUUCGGCCAUCCCAUCUUCUCCAAGCACGGCAACUACCCCAAGGUGAUGAUCGAGAGGAUUAGGAAUCUGAGCAAGGAGCAGGGCUUCGGAGUGCGAUCCAGGCUGCCCGAGUUCACCACGGAGGAGAUCCAUCGCAUCCGCGGCACCUCGGACUUCUUCGGCAUCAAUUCGUACACCAGCAACCUGGUCACUUCGAAUGGACACAACAAUAGCGGCAAGUUCCCGAUUCCGUCGUUCAACCAUGAUAUGGGAGUGGUGGAGAGCCAGGAGGGCGUCGACUGGCCAAGCUCGGGAUCCGUUUGGCUCAAGUCCUAUCCCAAGGGAAUGUACAAUCUGCUGAUGUGGAUACACCGGGAGUACAAUGGACCCGAGAUCAUUGUCACGGAGAACGGGGUCAGUGAUCGCGGUGGCCUGGAGGACUACGCUCGAGUGGACUACUACAACCUGUAUCUCUCGGCGGUGCUGGACGCCAUUGAGGAUGGCGUGAAUGUGAGUGGCUACAUCGCCUGGAGUCUGAUGGACAGCUAUGAGUGGAAGGCUGGCUUCACGGAGAAGUUCGGACUAUACCACGUGGACUUCAACCACCCGGAACGCACAAGAACGCCCAAGAUUUCCGCCCGGGUCUUUGCCCAGAUGUGCAAGACCAACACCAUCGACUGGAGCUACAGACCCAAGCUCGAUGAGGAACAGCAACUGGUGGCCAUGGCCCAGCUGCCGGCCGAGGAUCGAGUGGCCGGAACCAGUGGUGCCGGUGCUAGUGGCGCCGUCAGUUGGAGUCUAACGGGCCUUCUUCUCCUGGCUCUCUUCAGAUAAGCGAUUAGACGAGGGGAGAGCCUUGCCAUACUCAACUUGUCCCAUUGUCAAGUAUUGAUUGCUACUCGUAGCCAUAAGUUUGUCUAACCAUCACUGUAAUAUAUUAUUUAAAUGUAAUACAUGUACCUAUAGAUGUUUUAAUUUGUACUUAUGCUUAAGGACUCGAAACUGAAUAAAACCUUUUUGUGAUAUUUAAA